AUGCAGAUAGGCAGGGAUCCCCGGAUCAGCGGCCCCAUCCUAGCGGCUGCACUUGCAGCAGGUCUGACGAGCAAGGGAGUGCAUGUGGCGCGCUUUGGCUACGCCACAACUCCCGCCAUGUUCAUGAGCACCAUCUCAAAAGGCUACGAGUAUGACGGGGCAGUGAUGAUAACGGCGUCGCAUCUGCCAUACAACCGCAACGGCUUCAAGUUCUUCACGCGCGACGGCGGCUUCGAGAAGGGCGACGUGUCGCAGCUGCUGCAGCUGGCGGUUGCCGAGCACGCGGCCGAGGACGCGCCGCACACGCGCCCGGGCGACAGAUACACCGACGACGCCUUCGUGCUGGCCUCCGCGCUGCACACCGACCCCGGCCUCAUAGACUACGUGGAUUUCAUGCCGGUGUAUGCGGCGCACCUGCGGGAGAUCAUAAAGAAGGGGAUCGACCACCCAGACAACUACGAGCGCCCGCUGGAGGGGUUCAAGAUCAUUGUCGACGCCGGCAACGGCAGCGGCGGAUUCCUGGCCUCCGACGUGCUCGCGCCCCUGGGGGCCGACACCACAGGCGCGCACCUUUCUAGCAGCCAGUACCUGGACCCGGACGGCUGGUUCCCCAACCACGUGCCCAAUCCCGAGGACAAGGCGGCAAUGGCGGCCGGCGUGCGCGCAGUCAACGCAUCGCGCGCCGACCUCGGCAUCGUCGUGGACACGGACGUGGACCGCUCGGCCGUUGUGGCCGGAAAUGGGACGCCCAUCAACUCCAACCGAUACAUCGCCCUCAUGGCCUACAUUGCGCUCAGGAAGUACCCCGGGACGACGAUAGUGACGGACUCGGUGACGAGCAAUGGGCUGACGGAGUUCAUAACGGGCCUGGGCGGCAAGCACUUCCGCUACCGGCGCGGCUACAAAAAUGUGAUCGGCCAGGGGGUCAAGCUCAACCAGCAGGGCGUGCGCACGGAGCUAAUGAUGGAGACCAGCGGGCAUGGGGCAAUGAAGGAGAACUACUAUCUGGACGAUGGCACGUACAGCGCGAGCCAGAUUGUGAUCAUCAUGGUGAAGCGCUACCUGGAGGGCCUGGGCAAGGACAUCUAUGUCAGCCUGCUCGCCGACCUCAAGGAGCCCGUCGAGUCCAACGAGUUCAGGCUCAAGCUCAAGGGGGAUGACUUCCAGAAGGAUGGCCAGGCCAUCCUGGCUGGGUUCCAUGAUUGGAUCGAGGAUGGCGCGGGCGGAGCACAGGGGUGGGAGCUGGAGAAGGAGAACCACGAGGGCUGGCGCGUGUCGGUGGACGAGGGCGACGGCCGCAGGGGAUGGGCGCUACUGCGCGCUAGCCUGCACGACCCUCUCCUUGUUCUCAACGUUGAGUCCGACCAGCGCGGAGGGUCAUGCGGCAUUGUGCGGCAGAUAGUCACGUUCUUUGAGGAGGCGACUGAUGAGAGCAUUGUGGACGCUUCAAAGCUGUACGAGGGCUGCUCAAUCCAGACAUUGAAAUAUUGAUCUCUUUUUUGACCACCUAGCUGAUCUUUGAGCAUCAUAAAUGAUGCACCAUCGUUAUGCCACUGGUACCAGUAUUUUUAUAUUUGUGAGGCCUCGAAUGUUUCAAGCAGAGGUAGAUUGUGGAGAACAAGCGAUCUUGUGCAUAUGCAUGCUAUGCUGGCGCCAACUUGGUGGGGAAUGCAACAAGAAGAAGAAAAAUAGGCAUGCGUCUUGAAUGUAGAGUUUUCAAGAGAGGAAAGGAAUGAGAUUGCCUGUUUGGAAUGACCUACAUAUGACCUACAUAUGAUAAGGUUACGCAAGGAUGACCAUGUGUCUAGAGAUUUCUAAAGAUCAAUUUCAACUUACUCAUAUAAUGUCGUAGCAGAUGCAAUAUUUCCUGUC
Messenger RNA from Coccomyxa subellipsoidea C-169, 1872 nucleotides. Its product is annotated as Phosphoglucomutase, first 3 domain-containing protein. The record is from RefSeq and is a predicted model, not a curated record. NCBI's taxonomy places the organism in Eukaryota, Viridiplantae, Chlorophyta, Trebouxiophyceae, Coccomyxaceae. Gene Ontology annotation, biological process: carbohydrate metabolic process. The coding region runs from base 1 to 1491 and encodes 496 amino acids. Gene Ontology annotation, molecular function: phosphomannomutase activity. The transcript has 9 exons.